UUAUUCAUUUUUACAGGAGUUUUCAAGAUGAAUUUUACUGAAUCCAGCCCAUUGGCAGAAUCAACUGCAAUAAGUUUUACACCUGAGUUACAAAGUAUCAUACCUGUACCUUCCAAUGAAACCACUUGUCAAAACUGGAGAGAGAUACAUCAUCUAGUUUUCCAUGUAGCAAAUAUUUGUUUUGCAAUUGGGCUGAUUAUUCCAACCAGUCUUCACCUCCAUAUGAUACUUCUUAGAGGGAUGUUAGCUCUAGGAUGUACCCUUUAUAUCGUCUGGGCCACGCUCUACCGAUGUGCCUUGGAUGUAGUGAUCUGGAGCUCUGUGUUCUUGGGUGUCAACAUUUUGCAUCUUUCAUAUCUUUUGUACAAGAAAAGACCGGUAAAGAUUGAAAAGGAACUCAGUGGCAUCUACAGGCGAUUGUUUGAACCACUCCGUGUGUCUCCAGAUUUGUUCAGAAGAUUAACUGGACAGUUUUGCAUGAUCCAAACCUUGAAAAAGGGUCAGACCUACGCUGUAGAGGACAAAACCUCUGUUGAUGACCGCCUGAGUGUCCUUCUGAAAGGAAAAAUGAAGGUCUCCUAUCGAGGACAUUUUCUGCAUAACAUUUACCCCUGUGCCUUUAUAGAUUCUCCUGAAUUUAGAUCAACCCAGAUGCACAAAGGUGAAAAAUUCCAGGUCACCAUUAUUGCAGACGAUAACUGCAAAUUUUUAUGCUGGUCCAGGGAAAGGUUAACUUACUUUCUAGAAUCAGAACCUUUCCUGUAUGAAAUAUUUAGAUAUAUUAUAGGAAAAGACAUUACAAACAAGCUGUACUCACUGAAUGAUCCUACAUUAAAUGAUAAAAAAGUCAAUAAGCUGGAUCAUAAGCUCAGCCUUUGCACACAGAUCUCCAUGCUGGAAAUGAGGAACAGUAUAGCCAGUUCCAGUGACAGUGAUGAUGGAUUACACCAGUUUCUCCGGGGGACCUCCAGUAUCUCCUCUCUUCAUGUGUCAUCCCCACACCAGCGAGCCUCUGCCAAGAUGAAACCGAUAGAAGAAGGGGUGGAAGAUGACGACGAGGUCUUUGAACCGCCGUCUCCAAACACAUUCAAAGUCCACCGAUGGCCUUGAUUAGAGAGAGGAUUCACGUUACCAAGAUGGAAAUUGUCUUGAAGAGAUCCUGGAAAAUACCAGCACUUUUUUCAUGGCUUUUAGAUUUUUCUGCUUUAGUACAUCCAGACUGGUAGAGUCUGAGGGCAGGAGAGUGGGAAGGUCAAAGAUGAGAAGGUUAUUUUGCCUGUCCUUUUUAUUGGUCAGCUUUUUAAGUAAUGGUUUUACUGAGCUUUCUGACUAAACCUAGUUUUACUUUGAGAUAUAUAUUUUCACAGUAUUUUCUAGUUAUAUUACCAUUUUAACGUAAAAAAUCUUAGUGCUCUCAAGGUACAUGCCUUUCACUUAUUUUUCCAAGUUGUGGUUCUUUUUCUUCACCAUUUGUUCACUGCCAGGGUGAAAGCUGUCCAUUUGAUAGGUUUACCAAGCAAUGUAAAUUUGAAAUUGAGGUUGAGGUAACAUUGAAAAGCCGGGAAUCUCAGGCUUUCUUCAGCUGAUUUUUUUGAUGAGGAAGUUUAGAGAAAGAAGCGGUUUGCCUGGUGGUUAUUUUUCUCCCAGGCCGAACGCAUUAUUCUGCUAGAUCACUUUACUCAUGUGAGCAUUCUGUAGAUAGCUCGAUAAUGAACAAAACUCAUCGGACUUUACUCACGUUACCCUUAUAUUAUUCCAUUUGUAAACUGGUCUGAAACCUGAAGCUGGAAAGAUAACAAAUGGAAGCAGUUCUGAGCUUGGUGUCAAUCUUCAGCUAAAUUCAACUUACCUGUGAUUUUGAGCCAUCUUGUCCCCCACACACUGGUAAAAAAAAAAAAAAAGAAAAAAAGGUAAAACCUGAGGUAGAGAGGACUGGAGAGACAAGUGGCUGAGCAAGGUGUCACAAGGAUGAGGUGACUGAAAGAUGAGCUUCAUUCUUUGGCUUGUAUUCUGGGGUUUUAGUUUGUGCCUUCAGAAGCAUAGAUGUCUCUUUAAAAUAUGUGCCAGAUUCCGAGUGCCACGGCUCUGAAUGUGAGCAUGGCUGUGGGGAGCAGACCAUGCACAGAGGGCAUGCCACAGGACCCAGCCUCAAUCUUCCCAUGACAGGCUUGAUUCCAGAUCUCACUUCUUACCAGAAUCACGGUGUAGAAGACAAGACAGUGGUAUUCAGCUGUGAGGAGCUGAGCAUGGUUUUGCUCAAACCAUCCCUGCGGCUGGUUGGUGUGACUAUGACACCUGGCUAGAUAGAGUGGCCUGGUCACUCAGUUGAAUGAAGCCCAUUGUUUGGAUAUGCCACGUCAUGCCCCAUUCACGUUUAUCUUGUUUCAUCCAUUAGAAGCAACUUUGAGUUGAUCCCCUGUUAUAUUAAGUAGCUGAGAAAAGUUCUAAAGGAAAUUUUUUUCAGAUGACCUGAGCCAAAGGAAACAUCUCUUGCCAAGAGAUGAUUUAUGUUAGAGAAGGUAUAGAACUAAGCUAAUACAGAGUCACCCCAUUUUCCUAAAUCCACUCUUCCUGAGCCAGUUAGUUCGGUAAUUGAGUUAAAUUUUCAUGCUAGGCCACUCACUGAGAUAAUUGACACAGAAUUGGGAACCUAGUUCCGGACAUCUAUUUCAAAUGCGGCUUAUUUAAUAGCACAGUGAAAAGGCUGGUUUUGCAUUACUGCUAUAGUAGUCUCUUGAGUUUGCUAAGUUAGGAAUUUGUUUUGAGGAAGUGAAGCAAAGGUGAAUGACUUGGCCUUGUUUCUGAGAUUAAGAUAUAAUAGGUUGAGCUAUCUCUUUCUGUUCCCGAGUGCACGUGUGUAACUAUAAUGUAGCCGUGUGAAUGCUGUUUUCCCUUCACAACUGGAGUAAGAACACGUCGCUCAUUUAGUUUGCAGAUGCAUAAAGCUAGUUCACCAAAUCACGCUGUAGGGUAAUUAGGUAUUACAUCCUUCCCUAAGAAGACAGUAACUGUAGAUUCUGCUGAGGCCACGUUUUUUAAUGUUCCGUGGAUCCACAGAACCUUGGAGUUCUCUUGCCCUGUCACAUCUUCAGGCUCCUUUCACUUUGUUAACCCCUGACAGCAGAGAGGCUCUUCCAUAAUG
Molecule: messenger RNA, 3142 nt
Organism: Loxodonta africana (African savanna elephant)
Lineage: Eukaryota; Metazoa; Chordata; Mammalia; Proboscidea; Elephantidae
Gene: POPDC1
Product: blood vessel epicardial substance
Exons: 7
Coding region: 28-1110 (360 amino acids)
Biological process (GO): striated muscle cell differentiation; skeletal muscle tissue development; regulation of membrane potential
Cellular component (GO): sarcolemma
Molecular function (GO): cAMP binding
Source: RefSeq, a predicted model, not a curated record